Molecule: messenger RNA, 2656 nt
Organism: Tilletiaria anomala UBC 951
Lineage: Eukaryota; Fungi; Basidiomycota; Exobasidiomycetes; Georgefischeriales; Tilletiariaceae
Product: NIF-domain-containing protein
Exons: 4
Coding region: 183-2591 (802 amino acids)
Molecular function (GO): protein serine/threonine phosphatase activity
Source: RefSeq, a predicted model, not a curated record
UUUGGAUGACACUACUACAGACCGCUUCUUGGACACCACCUCAGCAGCAGGUCCGCAAGUUCGGAUCUCCAUCAUGGAUGUGCUGUGUUGGCCUGGCCGCUGUAGCUAAGUGCGCGCAUUUGCUUCAACGACUGGUUUCGUUGUCCUAGUCGUGCGGACCCACGGGUGGGCAGACAGGCACCAUGAACUCGAUCAGCUACCUCGACUCUGUCCUAUCCCGGUCCCUCAGCACUAGCCGCAAGGGAUCGGGCACAUCAUCUCCCAACAAGAGAUCGGCCAUGAGCAGCGGCUACAACAAUACCUGCGGAAGCGGCGGCCAACAACUGGGCGAUGACGCGAAUCCCAGGCUGUGUCUCGGGCGGAGAGCAUCGGACAACCUCUUGUCCGAUCGUGCCGCCGCUGCCGCCAGACCAUCCCACGCUGGCUUUGGAUUCACGCCUGUUAACCCUCGAUUGGCAGGAGAGGCAGGAAAGGAAGGUAGCACAGAUAAGAACCAGAGUGACGCUAGCCUAUGGCCACAAGGGGACGAGGACAGCUCGAUGGAAAGUAGCGUAGAUGACGCAGGCAGGAGUCGACACCACGAAGGCGGCAGCGGCAGCGCUUCUGGCUUCCUUCGUGGCAAAGGAAACAACAAGAGCCCACACAAGAAGAGUCACAGCGAUCAUCAAGAGCGAUGCGAACGGGAGCGAGUACAUCUACGGAGAGCCGGAAGCACCCCCGGUGACUUCAGUUGGUACUCGAAUCGGCGCGUCGGCUCCACCUCCACCACCAGUUCCAAAGAGAACUAUGGUUGGGGAAGUCUGUGGGGUCUGACAGGAUGGGGUGACAACAGCGGUUGUGCCAGUGGCGGUGGUAGCAACGAAGCAAGCACGCGAUCCAGCUCGGGCGGGAAACGGCGGCGGAAGGGUGGGCUUCACCCAAGUCGGACCGCUUCGUCCUCCAGUGGUGUCUCUGUAGGCAGGGCCUCCGUCCACUCAGACGUGACAAUGAUGUCGGAGAUGGAGCGCGAGAACAUCGUUGACUUUGAAGGAGGCGAAGAAGAGGAGGACCAACUACACGUGGCCGCUCCUCCCUCACGUACAUCUUCGGAUACCCACGAGGGAGAGAAGAGCAUCACUGAAAAAGAUCAAGACGGGAACGAAGCGGAGCGGCGCCAUUUGCCCAAUGUGCAAGACGCAGCCGAUGGCGAUCGCACAUCGUCCAUAUCCAAUAGAAGUACUCUCCAAGAAGACAGCCUGCCGCUGGCAUUUGCGACGGAUCUAGCGACGUCCGAUGCAAAGGCGCAGGUCGAGAGCGGAUCGCUCUUUUCUCUGAAUGAAACACGUGCUCGCGAGGCGCAGCUGAGGGUUUUGCAGUGCAUCCCUUCUGCUCCUCCUUCGUACGAAGCAGCUGUACGGGGAGAACCGAGCGAGAAAGGCCCUCAUGCAACAAUAGCAGGAGAGCGAGACGGACCUGCAGGCUCAGGUACAGGCGCAAACCGCUUCCUUAAGAGCCUCUUUCGAUCUCUCCAACAAGCUAUCCUGUACAUUCUUAUGCUGCCACUGCGCCUCGUACGCCGUGGACGACUAGGCACAGGGCACAAGAUCGCUGUGGGAGCCCGCACUGCAUCUCCUGGCACUGACAUCCUUCCUCCUGAACCAUCAGAGGAGCCUAGGCGGUCCCAUACCGUGAGCCGGCGAAACAACGGAUUGUGUGGCGAAUCUUCACACACAGGGCAUGGUGGCGAAAAGGCGGUGCCGGGCAUAAGCACAGGUACAGGCGAGAACCAGAUUAGUACAACUCCUCAGCAGCUUGUUCCAAAGACUCAAAGUUCUAGUCGGCUGCUACCGAAUCCACAUCCCGUGGAGAAUCUCCUCGGCCACGACCCGAAUGCCAAGCCCCCGCAAGGGCAUGUUGCUCCCGGGACCACCCAAGCGAACUUACCGUUACCAAAGCCGCAUCUCACCUCUUCCAUCAUCCACCACUCUCCCAAGACUCUCGUUCUCGACCUCGACGAGACACUGAUCCACUCGACAUCGCGCUCACCCAACUGGGCAGUCUUGCGCGGUGGCGCUAGCGUCAGCACUGGCGGUGGUCUGCUCGGCAUGGACGGCCUCGGCGAUCUGCUUGGCCUGCGUUCGACCGGUGGACGCCUGCGGCCGCACAUGGUCGAAGUCGUGCUCGAAGGGCGCAGCGUUCUGUACCAUGUCUACAAACGGCCCUGGGUUGACCACUUCUUGCGGAAGGUCGCGACGUGGUACAACGUCGUCAUCUUCACGGCGUCAGUGCAAGAGUACGCCGAUCCCGUGAUCGACUGGCUUGACCAAGGCAGAGGCUUGAUCACUGGCCGCUUUUUCCGAGAUGCGUGCACGUACCAGAAUGGCUCCUACCUUAAGGAUCUCGCCAUCGUCGAUUCAGACUUAUCCAAAGUUUGCCUGGUGGACAAUUCGCCAGCGAGUUAUCAUCUGAACCCAUCGAAUGGCAUUCCCAUAGAAGGAUGGACUCACGACCCGAAAGACGAAGCGCUGUUGGAUCUGCUCCCUGUCCUUGACAGUCUUCGCUUCUCUUCCGAUGUGCGGCAUAUCCUCGGCGUACGAUUGCUGGACUCAUAGUCUACAAUGAGGUCGUACCCACAUGUAUUGGCGCAGAUGUGAAUGAAAGACAUGUGAAAAUCUAU